Penicillium odoratum is the source of this 420-nucleotide messenger RNA. Its product is annotated as SRPBCC domain-containing protein. Lineage: Eukaryota; Fungi; Ascomycota; Eurotiomycetes; Eurotiales; Aspergillaceae. The transcript has 3 exons. The annotation marks the transcript as partial. The record is from RefSeq and is a predicted model, not a curated record.
AUGAUUGAAACCCGGAUAGAGAUUGUGGCUCCACCUAGUCAGGUGCGAGACCUUCUGCUAGAUUUUGCGAAUUACCCGGAUUGGCAAACCUCUGGGCUUAUUCGUUCUUUAGAACCUGAAGAUUCCGCUCAAACUCUAGCCACCUUGCAGCCUGGCGAUAAAAUCAAGUGUGACAUUGAUAGAAUGAAGUUCACAGCCGUCAUUAAGGAAAAUUCCGAGCGUCUCUUCCAGUGGCAAGGGCCGCCCGUCAUGGGCCUGGUUGCGGGGCUUCACUCAUUCGGUUUUGCGACUACGGAAUCUGGGGGUACGAUAUUCACCCAGACAGAGCAAUUUUCUGGCCCCCUCUCAUUCCUGAUGGGGCCCUCUUUACUGGGGCGGAAGAUGCUCGGCCAGUAUCGGAGGUUCAAUGAGGAGUUGAAG